AUGGCUGGACCAAGUCGGAGCUAUGCAUCGCCACCCUUUGCCUUAUUCAGUCGGUACUUGUUGAAGUGGUACGUUCGCGACGGCGAUGAGUUCGCCGAGGAGGUCGCGCAGGGGGCGACGGCAUCGGUGGAAAGGCUCAACAGCUCGACGGAGACGCAACUGAAGCAGCACGCCUCGACAUUGGCGGCGACCUGUCCGUUUAGCGGCAUGGCGAAAAGCAUGCAGGGCCUCCAAGUUGGGAGCGGACCCGAGUAG
Molecule: messenger RNA, 255 nt
Organism: Parascedosporium putredinis
Lineage: Eukaryota; Fungi; Ascomycota; Sordariomycetes; Microascales; Microascaceae
Source: the annotation of a GenBank genome assembly